AAAAAAUAAUACGUUUUCAAGUCAAAAAAAAUGUUAUUAUAUCUUUUUUUAUUAAUACCCCCAAUUUUCGCCGAUUACUAUCCCCAAGAUUAUUGCAGACCAGAUUUAUCCUGCGCUUUUAACAACAAGACGAUAAUUCCCCACACCAUAUGCGAAUACAAAUGCAUGAUAAGCGAUUCUUGCGAAGAGUUUGCCUCCCUCAAAUUCUCAAACAUCGACCGAUAUUACAUUUUAGCUUGGCAUAAUUCAUACAGACACAGUUACGCCAUCGGCAAAGUUAACAACAUCACCGUAACGAACAUGAUGGCCCUCUCUUACGACGAAGAACUCGAAUACAUCGCAUUGUGUUGGGCUAAGCGAUGUGCGGGUGAAAACGAUCUUUGCAGAAAAAGCCUCAAACUUGGUAAUCUCGGCCAAAACAUAUUCGAAACGAUCGAUAACACAGAAGAGGUCGAUCCUAAAACGUUAAUGCAAAUGGCGGUUAAUUAUUGGUUUGAGGAACACAACGAUUUAAAAGGUGGCGUUAAAACGGUUUACGAUAAGAAGAUGAUUGCGAAAUCGUUUACGCAGAUUAUUUGGGCGAAAACGACUCAUAUUGGAUGCGCCGCCGUUCGUUAUAAAGAUAGCGUCGGGAUCGUUUUUACGUUAGUUUGUAAUUAUGGGCCGGCGGGAAAUUUAAAUGGAGAACAUAUUUAUGUUGAAGGUGAACCUGGUAGUAAAUGUCCAAAUGGAUUUAGACAGAAUCGGGUUUUGACCGGGCUUUGUGGAACUAGUUCGCUUAAUGUGCAAAGUAGGGAGUAUAACCCUUUUAAGACUUACAAUGAAACUGGAAAAUUUAGGUCGAAUUCGAUGAAAUAUUGCGGUUCAUUUAAAUUUGUAUUUUUAAUUGUUUUAUUUUUGCUUUUUGAUUAAUAAAUUUCUUUUUACCUGCGAA
Onthophagus taurus is the source of this 934-nucleotide messenger RNA. RefSeq names its product venom allergen 5-like. The record is from RefSeq and is a predicted model, not a curated record. NCBI's taxonomy places the organism in Eukaryota, Metazoa, Arthropoda, Insecta, Coleoptera, Scarabaeidae.